ACAAUUACGAAAUUCUCUUGUUGGUAAUGAAUACGAAGUAUUGUGGAUGUCAACAAAUGCGUCAUUUAGCUWUCGUCAAACAUUUCACUGGCGUGUUUUUCCAUCAAUUUAUAAAACCACAAUCUGGAAAAGUUCCGUUUAUUUGACGUUUUGAAGUAUAUAAGAGGUUUUCUUCUCUACCGAUACUUGUUAUUUUCGCUAUGGCAAAUAGUUCUCUACACAAUUCCACUGCCAGAGCUGGUAGUGACAGCCCUUCUAUUUGCUUUAUGUCUCCAGUUGGUAUUAAUCCCUUUGAUAUCGAAAGCCGUCCAGAUUCAGUUAACCCGACUUGGACAUUCAUUACUGCUGUKAAUGCUUUAGCGUCAAUUCCAACCACCGUUAUCAAUGCGUUGAUAAUAUGGGCUGUGRUCUCAAAUAAGACUCUCCGAUCGUCUAGUUUCAAUAUCUUGCUAGUUGCUCUAGCAGUUACAGAUUUACUCGUGGGACUCUUGGUCGAGCCGUUGUUUUCUCUAGUACUUGGAUGCCUUCUAAGCAACUGCUAUUCGCCAUGUAAAUUAACAAUAUUUUCGUUGUCUUCAAUGGUCUGUUGCUGUCUCACUAUUUUGACUUUAGUGUUAGUGAGUUUUGAACGAUACCUGGCCAUAGAAUAUCCGAACUUCUACCGUGAAAGGGUGACGAGAAAAAGAGUCCUAGCAUCAACAGCAAUUUUCUGGACAUUAGGUCUAACACUUAUGUUAACUUUUACUAUAUUUAUGAACAAAAACUAUCUUGACCUAACGCCGGUCCCAUUCUUGAUAAUCGGUCCCGUUUGUGCUAUGGGAUUUCUCUACUGCUCUUGUAAAGUACAGCUCACAGCUCACCGUCAAAGUAGAGCCAUUGCAAAACAACUGGCAUCCGUUCAACAUCCCAACGAACAGAAACAGCUUGAAGACCAGCUGCAAGAAUACAAGAAAGUGUUCAUGACAACCAUGUUAUUGAUUGUGUCAGUUUUCUUUUACGCUCCUUUUAUCGUAGUCUCGGUAAUUAAAGCCGUUAUGGGUGACGAUGUGACGAGCGAUUUCAAGUACGUCGCUUUGCCUAUCGGUGUAACAUUUAUGAAUCUGCAAUCUCUUAUCAACCCAAUUCUUAUGUCACUACGUCUCUCCUACAUUCGCAAUAAUGUUAAAAACAAGAUAUUUUGCUUUUCAUUGGAUGAAUAKAUGUAAGUAAGCUGAGAAACUGAAACCCAAAUGACAAACUCGGUUAUUUUUUUUUUGGCUUGACCCCAUCUUAGUCUUUCACCUGCCAUAUUUU
Molecule: messenger RNA, 1293 nt
Organism: Exaiptasia diaphana
Lineage: Eukaryota; Metazoa; Cnidaria; Anthozoa; Actiniaria; Aiptasiidae
Product: histamine H2 receptor-like
Exons: 1
Coding region: 201-1205 (334 amino acids)
Biological process (GO): G protein-coupled receptor signaling pathway
Cellular component (GO): membrane
Molecular function (GO): G protein-coupled receptor activity
Source: RefSeq, a predicted model, not a curated record